AUGACAUCAUUAGCCAAGCAAAUCGAGCAGCUGCGUACAGCGGUGAGUGCACAACUAGGAGUAGAACGACCUCAUGUAUCGUUAUUGUUCGAUAAGAAAGCCGCCAGUUCAGUUUACGUGGAGAAUGCUUUCCAAAUUGGCUGUGCUGGGCUGGAGGAAUUACGAAAAAUCGAUCCAAAGAUUGCCAUCGAAGAGCAGGAUCUCUUUGACGAAGCGGCUGCUAAUGUGCAACGGAUUUUGUUGACCAAGAAAGAAAAUGUACUUCUUGAUCAAAAAAUUGAAAGAGUAAUUUAUCAACUUUCACCUUAUUUACAUCAUUUUGCAGCCAAGCAAGUUUUGGAGUGGUUGAUAUUUCGAUAUCAGGUUCAAAGUUUUAGUGCUGAGGUCUUGUUUAUUGCAUUCUUACCAUAUCAUACUACCAAUAUAUUUGGACGUCUGUUAUCAAUCCUAGAUUUAAAGCGAGCAGAAUAUCAGUGGACAAAAGAAUAUGCUGACAUGGAGUCACCUAUUCCGCUGAUGAAACUGGUUAACUUCUGCACAUCGAGAAAUCACUCAUUGUUAAGUCAGAUACACAACCAUAUUGAACGCAUUAGAGAAUUAUUUGAUAGUAAAUAUAUCGACUCAAAAUUACCUCACUUAUUUACUUUUUACACUUCAAUUAUUGUGCAUCUUGUGGCAGUGUGUACUGUAACCGAAGAUUUGCUAUCAAAAAUUUUGCCGUUCCUCGGCAAAGGCCUAGUAUCCGAUAUUGUGUCAUUGCGAUUAGUAUGUCUUGUUGUCAUUAGUCAGCUUUGCACUGCGGUGAAAUUAACAUCUGAGCGACUCUAUCCAGUGAUUAAGCUCAUUUUGCUGAAGAUGGAUAAUUUCACGGUUAAAGAAUCAAUUGAUACCCUGGUGGUCAUUUGUCAGCAUCAAGAUAUAAGCAAUUUCUCUUUGAACAGUCAAGUUCUUAUUCUUUCAUGUGUCAUUUGUUUCAGCUUCAAGACUGCGCUGAAAAUUGCUAAAAAAGAUGCAAAUUUGUCUGUAUCAACGUAUAUAAAGACUUUAUCGGUUCUUACAGACGUGCGGCCAUUUCUGAACACAUUUGCUCUUUCUUAUAUCCCCAUGCUAUUUGAAGAUGGUAUUCUUUCAACCAUUGAUUCGGACGUUGAAAAUUAUGAUAUUGUUGAAAGACAUGGAGGAUUUACUGAUAAUUUUACAGAUCAAGAAGAAAAAGUGUCAGAACUGUGUAGUUUUUGCAUCAGUUGUCUCGAUUUAUGUAUGCUGAAUGAUCACAUAUCCAAAGUUAUCUUCAAUUCUAUAUAUGAAUCAUUGUCUAAAAGGAAAGCUAUUGCAAAAAUCCCUAGCACGUUUUGGAAAUAUGUACGGACUUUGGCAUUUAGGUUUGCUUCCUUCAAUUUAUUCUUUUUCAAAUGGCACAUCUCUCUUGUUAAAAGCAUUAUUAAAUUAGAGGACAGUGUUUAUGAAUUGAUUGAUACAAUUAAAACUGGUGAUCGACCACUUUCAGAAGCUGGUCUUGAGAAAUUAAUGAGCUCAGCUUACUUAAAUACAUGUGAAGCUUCUGAUCUCGCUAGAUUUUGUGCAAAAGCAGUCGCGGUUGCAUUAACUGAAGGAGCUUAUCUUAAAACAGCAAUUAAAGAUUCUUUGUCACAGUUAUUAGUAGAUCCUGAUUUUGCAUCAUCUUUACUACUACGCUGUAGUGAAUUCAAAACGCUGGAACCAACAGAAAGUUCUAGCUUGGAUUGUUUUGAAACUGAAAAUGAGAAGGAAUUCGAGGCUAGACGUGCCUUUGUAUUGGAGAUAUUGAUAGCAAAUAGUAGCCUCAAGGCAUCAGCUAUGCUUCUUCAACAACUUCACAAAAUUUUGAAAGAGUCAGUUUUGCGUUUGAUUUCAAGCGUUGAGAGAACCGAUGAAAAUGGCAAGUUUCUGAAGCAACUUGUCAUUCGUGCAAUUGUGUGUCUGGUCAGGAAUCCUAAUGGAUAUAGUAUUUUGGCGGAAGAUUUGCAUCUAGAUACAUAUGUAGAUAUUAUUCGCCACACUCGAGACCAUAGUAUCCUUCGAGAUUGUUUGCAGCUACUCACGUGUGUCGUAUCUGUAUCGCCGAAAAAAGUAUUGGUUCAUCUCAUGUCAAUCUACACCUUUAUGGGUGAUGGAAUAUUGAAAAAGGAUAACGAUUUGACGCUGAGUGUAAUAGAGGAGACACUAAAUGUGUUAUUUUCAACUGUUAUGACUGAAAAGGAUUAUUCAUUUCACGAUAAUCUGGUCACAACAUGUCGACUGUUUGCGGCAUCAGUUAUUGACAUUCCUGCUCAUCGUCGUGACAAAAUUUUACGUGCAAUUGCUCGAUCUGUUGGUCCAUGCUAUCUUUGGGCAGUCAUUGCUGUAUUUUUUGAACACUACUGUAUAAGUUGGCCUAGAAAAUCAGGUUUAUUCAUUUCAAAAAUUUUAUCAUUCUUCAGUCGUACAUCAGCUGAGUUGUAUGAAGAGAUGUCAAACGUUUUGGUAUCAGAGUACGAUGCCAUCGUGCAGUUCUCAUGUGCAGCUGAUAUAAUUAAAUACGUCAUAAAAUUGGGAGGAGAUUUUAUGACAAGUGAGGAGCAAACAAGAAGUGUUGUUAGCGAAGAGGGGAAUCUGUUAAAAAUAUUUGAUCGAAGGAAACUUUCGAUCCAAAAGUUACGGCACUAUCGUUUUUCAGUUUUGGGCUGGAUAGUGAGGCUAUUGGAAAGUCAAGAAUUUGAAGCAAAAUUAAGUGCCGUAUCUGAUGAAUCGUAUGACAAGUUGGUUGAGAUUGCCAAACAUCUCUUGCUUUGUUCUGUUGAACUGGAUGAUUUUGUUAUUGUGCAAACAUUGGAUUCUGAAAAAAGCAAUGUACAGCAGAAAAAUUCUGAACAAUCGCAUCUGAACAAUUAUAAAUAUUGGAUUGUUGUCUCGUCACGUGCGGGCAUCAUCAUUGAAAAGUUUCAAAAUGUAUUACCAAGUAGGGUUUGUGGAAAUAUUGUAGUCGAUGUUUUGGAACAAACCACAGAAAGGCCGAAAUUGAGAGACUUAGCUCUAAAGUUUUUAAAUAACAAGCUGCUGCAAGAUGAUUCUAAUGCAUGCAUGAUGAAAGCAAACGAUCUAGAAAACUUGGUUAGGAAAUUCAAUUCUUGGCUACAACCGGUUGGAAACGAGAUAGAUGUUGAUUUAUGCCAGAAAUCUGCUUAUACUCUGAGAUUAAUAGCACGUAAUAUUUCAUCGUCGAUGAGUUUUGAGCGAUUCUGUGAAACAUUGAAGCUUACUGUCAAAUUGUUAUCAGAUCGAAGUAUAUAUGAUGAAGUGGCCACGGGUAGUUUGCUUCUUUUAGCGGGUGAGCUGAUGCGGUUUCAACGUGUGAAAAAUGCUGUUUUAUAUUCUAAUACUUUAACUACUGUUUGCACAGAAAUUCUUUUCGCAUUGCUUGAAAACCAUCCUACGGUCGAAAUUGUCUCCAAAGUCCGAAACAGUUUAUCAAAAGAUAGAAAUCUGGAAAAACGCAAAUCUCUUGCUUCGCAUGAUACAAAUGACAACUAUUUUGCAAGUGGAGACGCAUUACUAGUCUGCUCUCUGAUUUGUUUGCAGCGGAUUUUAGAGAAUUUUGCGGAAUUCGUAUAUAAACAUGUAUCUACAAUUCUGAUCGUUGUAUCGAGAUUAUGUCAAGCCUAUAAUUACUUACCCAUUAUGAUGGUUAAUUCCAGUCGGCAUGUUCCAACAAUAAGUACGUCUUCAGCUGCUCAGCAACGGAUUUUUCUUAUUGUCCGUGCAUUAUCGAAAAUAGAGCUGAGGCUUGUUUUGAGUCCUUUCGACGAAGCAUGCAAGACUUUGAUGGCAGAACCAGCUGCUGUGAGUAUACUUUUCAAGAUAUUUUCUUCAAUGAAUGAACUGAAAAGUAGAAAUGUGUUGCUGAAAUAUAUCGUUGAAGUUUGCAACGUAUUUUUGCGUGGUCUUGAUAUAAGAACAAUUAAUAUGGUAUUCGAGAAAAAGGAAAUGAUUGACAAUGCAGAAAUAUCCGUCAUUGACAGCUUCUUGGGAGUUGUCGAUAAUUUAACGGAACUUGAGUUUCGAAUGAUAUCUAAAUCUAUCGAUAUGCGUUUGCAAGAAUCUGUGUCACCUGAUGCUAAUUUUGAAAUUCGUUAUCGGUUGAUCACAAUAUUUAGAUUUUUAAAUCAAUUCUAUGAUUCGUACAAAAACUUGUCCUUACCACAUUUUGGUCGCUUUUUCAGCUACUUACCGAAUUUGUUUGCAAAAUGCAAUGCUCAUUUGACGGGUGAUUUAAUUGAAGAUACGAGGUCUUUGGUUAUACGCAACUGUGGCGAUUCAGUUAUUGCUGCUGUCUCAUUGAAUGAUUUGCUGAUUGCUCUAAUUGAUUUUGUAAAGAAUUGUGCUCGUCACCGGACAUUUUUCACUCUGCAAGUUCUCAGUUUAAGGCUUAGUUUCAUAAAAUUUUUCUUUUGCAGAGAAAGGGCAAAGUCUAUAUUAGAUCCUUUAAUAAAUGAGCUGGAAAAUACGAAAAUACCGAGUCAUGAGAUACGUUGUGUGCCACAUCUGGCAGAAUGUCUUUACAACGUCAUCGAUUGCCAAAACGAAAUGCUGAUGGAUGUGAUCAAUAAAAUCGUAUUGAAAACACGUAGUGAACGUUCGAAGGUACGUUACCGCACUUUAUUAAUCCUGGAAAGGUUGUUUGAACGAAUGGGUAAUGCAGUGGCGCCAGCAUUGCCAUCAGUGCUGCCGUUCUUAACUGAACUCCUUGAAGAUGAUAACAAAAAAGUUGAGAUGCAGUGUGACGCAGUAAUCAAUAUCUUGCGGAAAAACUUUGGGGAAGAAAUUGCUGAAGGAUAUGCGUAA
Messenger RNA from Thelazia callipaeda (thelaziosis nematode), 4860 nucleotides. The record is from the annotation of a GenBank genome assembly. NCBI's taxonomy places the organism in Eukaryota, Metazoa, Nematoda, Chromadorea, Rhabditida, Thelaziidae.